AUGAGAAUCAUCAUUGAUCUGAAAGGUUUCGAUUCCACAUGUAUUUCAGUAAACCUCAAAUCAUAUGCACCCUCUGCAUUUGCGCUUCAAUCAACAGUUCAGUUUGAGGAAGCAAGAAAGGGUGGAUACAAGGGUUUUGAUCGUGCUGAUCUCGAGUACCGUGCUUACUACCUGUUACAGAGACAGACGUUCAUAUAUUACCAACUUUCGAUGCUUAGGUACUUGCUAUCAAAACCACAUAGAGAGACUUUCUUCCCUAGGAAAUUGUACUAUGUGGGGCCACAUAGCUUUAUUCCUUCUAAGGAAGAUAUUGAUGAUUAUAUUGAGAAGCCCAGGGUUGUCUAUCUGUUUUCACGGCACAACUACAAUCAGUUUGUCUCCAUUGUUAUGUCAAGAAAGAACGAGACGGAACUCCAGCUCUUGAAAAUCGAGGAGGAUCAUUCAGGGAUUAAGGAAUUUGUGCAAUCGAAUUGGAGGAGCUUUAAAGAUGGAAUUUACAAAGUGUUGUUGAUUAAAGAGCCUGGAUUUACCGUGUUUGAUUGGGAGAAGUUUGAUAGAUUCUAUGACAAGUUUAGUUGUUCAUUGCAGUGGUUCGAGACUCUUGAUAUCCGUAACUCACCAGAGGUUUACUUACACGAGCUUAGAGAUGGGUUGGCGCUCUCGGAAUAUUUAAGCUUUGUUAUUACUGGCCAAUGCCGUGGUGGGAAUAGGAGCAUGCUUUACGAUAGAGUCAAGUCCAUUGAAGAGACAAAUCAUGAAAAGCGGAAGGUAUAUGGUAUUGAACAUGGUGCUAUCAACUUGCUACUUAAAGGCUUUGAAUUAAGAGAGAAGAUACACAGACACCGUCAAAGGAGGAGGGAAUGGAAUGAUCUGAAAAUUGAAGAUAAUGCAGCAGGAAAAGAGGUUAGGAAGGCCAGUGGCGUGGAAGGACGCUAUAAUUCAUGUACAAUGAAUGCAAGCACAAUCACCGAAGUUGGUUCCACUACCAGUUCAGUAAAUGGAUUAGGCACCGAGUCCGUAGAUUUUUUUGAAAAAUUAUGUAGUACAUUAAGAGCAGAGAAAAAUAAACACAGUUGGUGUAUACAUACCCCACAGAAGACCAAAGAACCUAAGGAAAAGGAAAAGGAAAAGAAAAAAUCCAAGGAGGGGUUUAUCCUUAAUGAGGUUGCCGAUGCAUAUGGUAGAAAGACUCCAAAUUCAAAGAAUAUAGGGCCUUGGUUAUCCCGAGUAGUGGCAAACCGUCGCUCAAGGAGAGAUGAGAGUGCAUGUCACACCAAUAAGAUAGUAAAGGACGCUCUCUUGACAGAUUCAGCACAUCCAUAUCCAUUUUUCAAAUUUGUACAGGGCGUAUAUGGCAGUGACUGUGAGCUCGACCAGCCGGUGAUGGUUGGUGAGGAAUAUGUGAGAUAUGGAUGGACGUUUUAUAGGGAAGCAGCUCUAUGGGAUGAGGUUGUAGCGACUUACCAAGAAAUCACUCCCGAAGAGGACCGGUAUUUUGGGUACAAUACUAGAACUAAACGGUGGUCAAGCUGGUGGAACAGGUAUGACAGACGUGUAUGUUCUGCUCUCCAGCAGCUACAGAAGCGUUAUUUAGAUGUCAACUCUGGAACCUCCAAGUUACAGCAGUUAAGUGAUCAAGAAGCUAGAGAUCGAGACAACGUGCUGCAAGUGACUUCGAUGAAUGUUAACACAGGAAAGUCUUCUGAAAGCUAA
This is a messenger RNA of Pichia kudriavzevii, 1713 nucleotides long. RefSeq lists its product as uncharacterized. The transcript has a single exon. The record is from RefSeq and is a predicted model, not a curated record. Bases 1 to 1713 code for a protein of 570 amino acids. NCBI's taxonomy places the organism in Eukaryota, Fungi, Ascomycota, Pichiomycetes, Pichiales, Pichiaceae.